ACGACGCCGCGCUCUCGGCUUCGAAACGCGAAAGCGCGAUCGCGAAGUGCCGCGACACGAGGACGGGAUCCUUUUUAGGAUCCCUCGAGCGAAUAUCCGUUUACGAGCUUUCGGAAAUCGCAUGCAAACGCUUCCUCGAGCACGCAUCUGAGAAAGCGAAACCGAAACGCGUGAAGGAAGAUCGUAACGUCGUUCCAAAAUUGGCAUUACUUGAUUUCUCGGGGACAAAAUCGAAAUCAUGCGGAAAAAUGAUAGUCGUUAUUGUAAAUUGUCGAACUAGGUGUCCCUGAAUGUGACGGCAAUUACGAGAAUCUGUUAUUGCGCGAGAAAGAUCUGUUGAAGGUGACUCGAUUUUUCAGAAGAUCCCUGAGAUUUAACGGAUUGAUUAUUAGUGUGUGUGCGCGUGUGUUACAAUUUGACAACAAGGCUGAAUGAGAAUACCGCGUGAAUUUCGGUACCUCAAAGAACAUCUUCAAGAUCUUUGGUUCUCGAGAGAAGCAUUUUUUUACAGUUUCGAUAUUCUUCCAAUCAAAGCCGUGUGUUGCUCAAAAGAUCCUCGCUACUCUUGGGGAAUUCGUAGAUCCUGAAUCUUGAAGGGUAAAAGGAUUCAGUGUAGUGGAUAGAAUAGUGGAAUAUUUUUCGGAAGUGUCCUCAACUUGACGCGCAAAGAUGCUCCAAGUGCUGUAGAUCUCAAAUUUGUAAGAGAGAUCCUCAAAAAUUGGCGAACGAGAAGCGUCUUAAUAAAAAGUGCUGGACAACAUUUUUGCAAAGUGUUUACCCUUUGAUCUAUUUAACGCCUCGCUAGAAAAAAAAUCCAUAGCAUUGUUAAAACAAUUUAUGAAUUCUAAAUCUACAAAAAAGGCGUUUCCUCAUCAUAAAAAAACUUGCUAAAUACUUUAGCGAAGCAAUACGUUUUGAUUUUUCCACUGUGUACAUAAUCUUGGCGCCUUCCAAAAAUCGUGAUACUGCGAGGAUGAUCUAUAGAUUCUAAAUCUACGAGCAAGUAAGAUUAUUGACAGUAGAAAAUCUGAUACGAUGAGAACUGUAGCGAAGUGUAAAUCCUUCCAUUUUGUAUCUAUUACACGGUGUACUAAAAAAAAAAUAUCUUUAGCAUCAGUCAGUCGAUACUUUGCUAGAAAUUAAAAUCGUGAGAUUUUGGUUUAUCGAACCUGCGAGAGAAGAAGGAUCUCUCGUGGAGUCUCAAUGAACACUUUCAUGAAGUAUCCGAGUCCUGCAACUUCACCUUCGACUAACUUGCUCAAGGGAUCACUACUUGGUCAAGGAUUAGUUGCGGAUCCCAAUAGUCGAAUAGGGAAAGGAGCAGCUCCCAAAUAGCUAAGAGACAUCUUGAAACGGUGAUUGCAACAUUGAGGGCGCAGACAAGUCCCCACUCGCCGUGCCAUCAAUUCCGCAGACGGAUCGCUCUUCCGUUUGCGGGAGUUGGUCCUACGAGUGUAGGAUUCGAGUGUGUAUGUGUGAUGACGAUGAGGAUCGCGCCGCGGGGAUCACCGAGGUGACUCGCGGCGGCUCUUGGGGGACCGAGCGGCGGCACCGCGGCUCGCAGGAUGCUGCGGACGAGGAAAGCGGAAGGAAGAUUUCGCGCUGUAGAAUCGGCCCCGGCCGACUGGUAGGACCGAUGACAGGGCAUGGCGGUCUAAGGGCGCGCGUCAUGCCACGCGUCGCCGGGACGCUCGCGUCGCGCUCGCGGCCUCUACUGACGACCCUCACGACGUUGCUCGUCGCGCUGUCCUGCUGCUGCGCUCGCGCUAGCGAAUUCCCCGAUCGGGAAUGCUGCGACCCACCCUACCCGAUCCCGGAGCCCACCGGCAGGUCCACGUCCGCGCCGACGCCGACCGGAAGAAGCGGAUCCGGCAUCAAGGUGCCGAUGGCCAUCCUGAAUUGCCUCUACGCUCGCCAAUUAUGCUACGAGGAUCCGUCGUGCAGUGCCAUUUUGGAGAUUAUACCGAGAGUUUGCGGUCCAGAAUUAGUGGCUUGCUCGACGGUGACGGUGACUAAGUGUCGGGCUGCUCUACGCACCCUGCAGGCUUUCACUUUCUUCCGACCGACGUGCCUCUGCAGGGAGCCGCAUGUCGAUCCGGACUGCAACAGCUUCCUGACCUUCCUGUUCGACCAUCCGUGCGACCUCGUGGAAUUGAAAGACAAGGAUCCAUACCCGAUAAUAGACGCAUUGCCGACGUGCAAUCAUGCACACAGUGUUUGUGCGCGCGAAAAGUCUUGCAGUCAGAUCUUCAAGAACUUCAAGACCAACUGCAAGAUUGAAGAGGGCCAGUGCAGAAUGGAGAAUCGAGAUGCGUGCCAUGAGUCCUGGACUCAACUGCGAUUAUCACCGAUGUUCGGCUGCAUAUGUCCGAUUAAUCUUCAUGGCAAGAAAUGCGACAAAAUCUUCUCGAUGGUGAAUCGCAAUCCCUGCGUUGUGAAGGUCAUCGCCCAUCCCGACAAUUCCACCAGCUACGAGGUGAUUGAAUCGCAGUUGGAGAAUCCGCUGAUCGACGCCCAGCACCGAGACCUACUCGCCAUGAAGCAAAUCCCCAUUCCAGGCGGACAUCAUCAUCGCAGUCAUCACAGAAAGAACCAAACUGACGAUGUGGAACAGGGCGUGAUGCUAUCGUCCUCCUCGCCGGACGUCGACCAACCGGUUAAGUUGAUCCUGUCAAGCACGUGUCACCACGCUUAUACGUCGUGCAAAAACGAUCCGGAAUGCAAGAACUUGCUGCAACCUGUUCUGAACUACUGCGAGUCAACGGCAUGCACGAGGAACGUGUGCAUGGAAGCGCUGCAACACUUCUAUAAGAACGCUAAUCACAAACAUACCUUGGAAAUCGCCUUCUGUCUUUGCAGAAAAACGAACGACAAGAAGGAUGAAUGCAUAGUGGCGCAAGAGAAAACGCAUCCAAUGUGCGCACAGCGCAUGGACGAUGCUGAAAUGCCGACGUGUCACAGUCUGGCCAAGAGUUGCAAAGCGAACAAAGUGUGCAGGAACAAACUGGAAAACUAUGAGCAGAGCUGCGCAGUCGACAGCGUAACAAAGAAGUGCGCCGGACCAACUGCAGAAUGCAGGAAAGCAAUACUGGGCAUUCUUGGCACUGAAAUACACACCAAUUGCGUCUGCAAAGGCACUGAAAUCAAUCAGCUUUACGGCUGUUUAGGCUGGCAACGGCUUCUCUGGGUGAAUCCUUGCGUAGUGGAAUCGCAGAAGGACUACCACGCACGCAGGAAACACCAUCAUUCACGAAUGACAACGCCGAAGACGACGACAACGACAAUGACGACGACGACGACAACGAUGAUCGUUGCAUUGACGACAAGGUCGCCGGCAAGCACGACGGCGACCAUCGCGGUCGAGAAAACGGAAGAUAAUCGAAUACCGGAAGUAACGAAGUGGCCGACCACCGAACCUACGGAAACUUGGGAAAUCACGACCACCACCACUAUGAGCACUACGCCGAGCACCACCACGACGCCGCCGCGCUUCUGCGUGGUUCAAAGAGCGAGUCACAGUCACCAAUACAUAAGAGAGGGCAAGGGCAAAAGGAUGUAUCACAAAAAUGAUUCCUCGGAGAACGAUUGCUCGGAUAUUUGCCACUGCGGUGAGGGCGAGCAACUUGUCUGCCAUGUCAUCUGUGUUGAAAUGUCACCCUGCAAGACGGACUUCGCUUUCUACAACCACAAAGCGCCGGCCUACCAGGCGCAUCGGGGUCCUUGCCUUUGUUAUAGCGGCGGCUUUAUAUGCAUGCGGCCUUCGCCUGACACAUACAAUAUUCCGCACGGGGUUUUCAUGUUCCUGGGAUACAGCGAGAAGGAAGAGACCUUUUUGAAGCAGCACAACAACGUGACCGUGCUGGACGCGGUGUCGUCUCUCGACAAUUUCAUGAGAGAGGAAGUCAAUAAUCAGACAGUAUGCACGCUCUUCUUGUACAAUGCGACCCGAGAAAACGUGAUUGCAGUGGCGCGGCUCGGAACCGACAAUCCACCCUUAAAUAGCAGCCAGGCUCAGAGUUUGCAGCAUCUGCUGCGCGUCAAGGAGGAGUGUGCGUCGAUGAUGCAAGACCUCAGUGAAAAGAUCAACAACAAGCACCACGAGGUGCACACGCAUCCGCUGCUCUCGAUCUUCAAGAUGGCCGAGGUCGAGGUGAAAAUGCCGUACACCAACGAGGCGGCGAUCUCCAGGUCGUCGUCAACGUUCUUCAUCGUUCUACUCGCAGUCGGCCUUCUCGGGUCGGCGUGUCUCUGCGGCUCGUGACAGGGACACGAAGACACCGCGAAGAGUCUGUAUCGAGUGUCUCCCUCGCAAAGGAUCGCCACGUGCCGCGGGCACGUGAUCGCGGUAGCUCCGACAGCGGAGUCCAUUCGUACGAGAGAGGACUCGAGGCCUUAAAGGGCGCAGAUCAACGAAGGGAAGGAUUCCCGCUUUCUCCUCGAUCGUUGUGCGGAUCGACAGAUUGCAGGAAUCGAUCGGUGAAUCCGCAUAGCGAUCUCCACUCGUGCUUACCGAUCGCGGAUCGCUCACCGCCCCUCUGAGGACAUUAUUACAUACACUCAUGUUUAAUGAUACUUUUUUAUUAUACUUCAAAAUAAGAGUGUCCUCGAGUCUUGUCUUUAACCCUUCGACUGCCACGGCUUGAACACAAUUCUAAAUUUAAUUCUGAAACAUAUCAUUGUCAAUUAAUAUUAAUUUUUUACAAACAGAAAUAUAUUUAUUUUCUUUC
This is a messenger RNA of Linepithema humile (Argentine ant), 4727 nucleotides long. RefSeq names its product Glial cell line-derived neurotrophic family receptor-like (gene Gfrl). Gene Ontology annotation, biological process: nervous system development. The record is from RefSeq and is a predicted model, not a curated record. Gene Ontology annotation, cellular component: signaling receptor complex; external side of plasma membrane. NCBI's taxonomy places the organism in Eukaryota, Metazoa, Arthropoda, Insecta, Hymenoptera, Formicidae. Gene Ontology annotation, molecular function: signaling receptor activity.